This is a messenger RNA of Portunus trituberculatus (swimming crab), 2937 nucleotides long. RefSeq lists its product as uncharacterized. The transcript is spliced from 10 exons. The coding region runs from base 1 to 1557 and encodes 518 amino acids. The record is from RefSeq and is a predicted model, not a curated record. Gene Ontology annotation, molecular function: methyltransferase activity. Lineage: Eukaryota; Metazoa; Arthropoda; Malacostraca; Decapoda; Portunidae.
AUGCUCGUCGGGGAAUCGCCGGCAACCAGUCCCGCCGUCCCGCCCUCAGCCUGCCCCUCGCUGCCUGGCUGCCUGGCUGGCCCGGCCGUCAGUGGUGCUCACGACCCUGUGCUGUGCGGACUGUCCGCUGCCGCCCCUGCCCGGCGUGUCCGACAGAUAUGUGAGUACCGCCCCCCCACCCUGCCCACCUCCAUCCUCGGGGACGAGCCACGCCGCGAUAAGUUUGCACCGUGUUUCGGUCCGUGGUUGUUGUGCCACGGCGACGUGGUGGAGGCGGCGGCGACGGGGCGAGGGGGAGGUGGAGGCGGGCAGGCGGCCCACCACAGGGUACACACUUACCUGCCCAGCCAGGUGAUAUAUCCUUUACAUCCCCGCCAAGCCCAGGACACAGGGGAGCUUGGGCGUCCUGCUGGGGCGCAGGACUCUCCAGGGGCAGGGCACGCCUCACCCCAGCGCCCCGAGGCGCCGCCAACCCCCUGCCCGACCCUUGCUCCUGACUCCUCACUGCCUGCUUCAGUUCUAAUAGGAUUCUACCGUGUACAGUGGGCUCUUUGUUCAGCUCUCAGGUGGAGCAUGGACCUCAAAGGGGCACAGGAGGCCUUUCUGGCGGUGCUGCAACAACUGCCUCAGCCGGAAACCCGCAAGGCCUUCCUGGCCUGGGUCGACGACACCUGGAUCAGGGGAGACCCACCCAAUCUCAUGGUGUGCCCUCCCCCAUGCCUGCCACCCCCAAUGGCCCCUGCCUGCACCUCGGAAUACACCUCUGGGGACACCAAGCUGCGCAAGAUUGCCGAUGACUUAAGGGAGCUCAUGCCACUCAAUGCUAUCCUUCCCACAGAGCAGAUCACCUUCCCUUCUGUAGGAGAGAAUGCUGACUGUGACCCGUCCCACACACUGCAUGUGGAUGCUUUUCUCUAUGAUGAGGACAUGGUGGAUGAGCUGUGCGACACGGGUGAGCUUGCCAGGAACUACUGUGUGGACUGCUCCUCCCACAACACACAGCCCAUCACAUAUGUCAGCCACUCGGCCUCAAGAGAGAGGUUAGCUUAUGUCUUCCGAGCCCUUCUUCCACCUAUACCUGAAGAUACAAUAUUACUGGAUAUAGGCUCAAGACUUGGAGCAGUAUUAUAUGGGGCCUACAUCUAUACUAAGUGUCAGAGGAUAGUUGGAGUCGAGAUCAACCAAGAAUUAUGCCAAGUCCAGCAAACGAUCAUCAACAAAUAUCAGUUCCAAGAUCGCCUCCAGGUGCUGCACGGAGACAUCCAGGACCAUAGCGAGGUCGUGCGUGUGGCUGACAUCAUCUGUCUCAAUAACGUGUUUGAGUUCUUCAUGCCUCCCUCCGUCCAGGCUCGCAUUUGGGCGUUCCUUCGGGCCAACGUUAAGAAAGGGGCACUGAUGGUCACCAUACCCUCCCUUGAAGAUUCUUUGCAGUAUCUUGAUUGUGGCUUCCGGCUCCAAGAGUGGGCAAGGGAGAUUCCUCCACAUAACCCCAACAUCACUGCUCCCUUUGAUUUUCAAAGUGAAACUUCUGAGGUGAAGCUGUACCAAGUCAUCUGAGCAGUAAUAGUGUCUGAGGUGGCAAAAUGAUGUAUUAUGGUAAUGUGAAGGAAAGCUUACUUAAUUGAACCUGCACUGACUUGAUCCUGAUCCAGUAGACUUGUCUGGAAAUGGUGUCCAAUAGAGGAGCAACAACACCUGAAGAAUUAUGCAAUUAGUAGUCAUUGUGGAGACAGUGAUCAUGACUCCAGUGACUCAGUGUGAGAAAUAUAAGACUGUAUCCCUCUUGCCAAAGACUUGAGCAUUUAGGAUGUUCAUUGUUUGUGAUGUCAUCAAAUAGUUAAAUAUUUAUGCGUGUACUGUUUUAAGUACAUAUGACCUAUGUAUAUAGUAUGAAGAGUGCCAUUGCCCUGUCUCAUGUCUUGUCAUGCUAAGACAGUUGAAAGUUUUAUCCUAAUAUGUAAUGACUGAUGAGCGAUGACUUGUGUGGAAGUUUGUGUAAGAGACAGUACCACUGCAAAACAAAAGUAAAGAGUUGUUAUUUUUUAUAUGCAUUUUAUAUUGUUCUAUUCUUAUAAAAAAGUUUGUGAAAUCUUUUUUUGACUAUUAUUGUGCAGUGUGACUAGAGGCAUAAUUUAUGUUUUAUUUAUGUAAAGUCAGGCGAUUUAAGGCUUUUAUUGUUGGGUCUGCAGCAGGUGUUCCAUUGUUUGUGGGCCCAACACACGUGCCUGGAGGAAGACACUCCCCAUCAAAGCAACUACUCACCAGCCAGCAGGAGUUUCUGUGUUCACAUUGCUAUGGCUUCCAUUUCUCUGUGUGCCUUUACACUGGUGGUGGAUCUCACACAACCAAAAUCUCUUCAUGCUACUUUUCAUAGACAUAUAUAUAUACAGCUUUGCCUUGCUGUGAACCAGUCAGCUGUAAGGAAUUGCUUGACCCUCUCUGCACACCACCUAGAUAAUACUUAAAGGGAAGCCGUGCCAACGUGGCCUGUGCCAGAGGUAACGGUCUUGUGGCCUUGAAUGGCCACCACAGCUUGUACUGUCUACCUCCAUUGUGCUGUUUCCUGGUGAAGAGUUUUUAGACAGUUUCCUGAAAGCAGCAUGAUUUCAGCUCAGUAGCAGUAAUAUGGCAUCAUACUUGGUUAUGUAACAAGAUUUAUGAAUGAUAUCAAAUUUCUUUUAAAAUAAGGAUUAGAUGAAAAUUGAGGCCCUGCUUUCAUGUUGCUGUGCUUGCCUAGCCUUGUGCUUGCUGCACACCACGGACCUGCCAGCACAGUUCUCCCAGUAUGAUGCCAUGUGUUCAUGAUGUUGCUGUAAAAUUUUAUGAUGCACCAAGUGCUUUGUCCAGGAGAGGUUCUAGCAAGGCGAUGAUGUUACAGGUUUUGCCAAUUUUGUUUGCAUUGAAGUAAAAUUUUUAUAAUAAACCAUAUGCUAUGGA